Messenger RNA from Tachysurus vachellii, 5634 nucleotides. RefSeq names its product BicC family RNA binding protein 1a (gene bicc1a). Bases 170 to 3124 code for a protein of 984 amino acids. The record is from RefSeq and is a predicted model, not a curated record. Gene Ontology annotation, cellular component: cytoplasm. NCBI's taxonomy places the organism in Eukaryota, Metazoa, Chordata, Actinopteri, Siluriformes, Bagridae. Gene Ontology annotation, molecular function: RNA binding; protein binding. The transcript has 21 exons.
GAUGGUUGAGGGUCAGAGGAGCUUUGUGAAGGACCCAACAGGCGCUUGGAUAAAGAAAGAAAAGCUCAACUGACGCGCUGAAAUGUUGCAUGUUUUCGUUUUGUCUAAAAACCCAGGCUCAGACUGAGUUUGGGAACUGUGCGUGUUUUAGCGGUGGUUCCGGAGCGACAUGGCCGCGCAACGCGUUCCCCUGAGCGGCUGCUCUCAGCACUCUGACCCGGGCUCGAACAGCGAGCGGAGCGCUGAUUCUCCUCUACCCGCCUCGGAGAGCGACUCGAGCGGCCACGUGUCUCCGCCCGACCCGGACUGGACCGAGGAGAGGUUCCGUGUGGACCGAAAGAGAUUAGAAACCCUGUUAUUAGCAGCCAGCGAGGGGCGAGUCAUCGGAGGAGAUGAUUUUUUCCAAAAGAUCAUGGAUGAAACAAGCACACAGAUCGCCUGGCCUUCCAAACUCAAAAUUGGAGCCAAAUCCAAAAAAGACCCUCACAUUAAGGUCAGCGGAAGGAGAGAUGAUGUGAGAGAAGCAAAAGAAAGGAUCCUGUCUGUUCUCGACACGAAGAGUAAACGUGUGACGCUGAAGAUGGACGUGUCGCACACUGAACACUCGCACGUGAUCGGGAAGGGAGGCAACAACAUCAAGCGUGUGAUGGAGGAGACGGGCUGCCACAUCCACUUCCCUGACUCCAACAGGAACAGCCAGGGGGAGAAGAGUAACCAGGUGUCUAUAGCAGGACAGCCAGCAGGAGUUGAAACAGCCAGGGCUAAAAUCCGGGAGUUGAUGUCAUUAGUGUUGAUGUUCGAGUGCGGGGGAUUUAUCGAGUCUCUCGACCUCGGCUCUCCAGUAAUCCAGCACAUCGCACAGUCUUGCGGCGUCACCAUUACGUGCAAGCCACCUUCCCAUAUAUACGGCAACACGGUCGUCGUCCGCGGCAACCAAAGCAACGCCGCAGCAGUCAAGCGUGGUGCGGCUCUGCUGUUGGAUCACCUGGCUGGCUCCAUGUCUGGCUCAGUAACGGUCAGCACUCAGCUGGACAUCGCACCUCAACACCAUCUGAGUCUGCUGGGCCGAAACGCCGCCAACCUCAAACACAUCAGUCAGCGCACCGGCGCUCAUAUCCACUUCCCCGACCCCAGCACGGCCUCACACACUCACGCUCACACACGCCGCUCCAGCAUCUACAUUCAGGGCAGCAUCGACGCCGUGUGUGAUGCCAGACAGCAGCUCAUGGGCUGCUUGCCACUGGUUUUAAUGUUUGACAUUAAGGAGGAGGCUGAGAUCGAACCCCAGUGCAUCGCAACUCUUAUGGAGCAGUUAGACGUCUUCAUCAGCAUUAAACCCAAACCCAAACAACCCAGCAAGUCUGUGAUUGUAAAGAGCGUGGAGAGAAAUGCGAUGAACAUGCACGAGGCACGCAGGCUACUCCUGGCUCUGGAGAGCGUGUUCGGAUCUCCUCACAGUCCCCCUGUUUCUUCUCCUUUUCCUCUCGGUACCAACAGCGUCCCUGUUAAUGACAACAGCUCCAGCGCAUCACUCCUCAACCCUGUUGGACUGGACGUCUUGGCCUCAGCUGGACUGGGACUAAGCACUCUCGGCCUCUUAGGUUCCCCAGAUCUCCCCGCUCAUAACGGCUCGUCUGAAUCGAACCCGGCUCUGAAUGGACUUAAUGAUGUAGUCGGGACAGUACAGAGCAGCAACCUUUCACACACCCUAUCUCCAUUACACGGGCCUUCCCUCUGGACCAACACUCCCACUACAUCAGCUAACACUGCAGGGUUCUCCUCUGUCCUGAUGUUGCAGUCUGUCUCUCAGGGUUCUCUCAGCGGUCUGCUGCUGUCCGGAGUCAACAGCUACUGCCAGAAUUACACACACAGUCCCUCUCUCACACACUCACACACUCACACUCCUUCACCCCCACCAGGACUGGCACCGAUACACAAACCAGUGAGCACAGGGCAACUCAAAACACACAUGCCUUCUAUGUACAGAGGGAUUUCAUCUGUGUCAUUAACUGAAUCCAUGCUUGGCCCCGCCCAUUGUGACCCAGCACAGGAAACUAAUGGACACAGCCAAUCAGAAGCUCUUUCAAACAAAUCUAGCUCUGAUGAAGGCUCUGACACGUUUGUUGAAGUGGGCAUGCCCAGGAGCCCAUCCCACUCAGCCAAUGGGAGCGAACUGAAGCAGAUGCUGGCUUCCUGUACAGUGUCAUCAGGGAAACGGCAGACUGUAGAACUGCUCCAAGGCACCAAGAAUUCACAUCUCCGAUCAGAGUGUCUUUUGUCUGAUGCUGAGCCUGACACUGUAGCUGAUAAGAGAGCACCAGGCAGCGAGAGAGCAGCAGAGAGGAACAGACUGGUCCCUCAUACACAGGCCUAUGACUAUGAACAGAAGAAGCUACUCGCCACGAAAGCCAUGCUGAAGAAACCAGUUGUGACUGAAGUUCGGACCCCGACCAACACAUGGAGCGGACUCGGUUUCUCCAAGUCCAUGCCUGCAGACAGCAUCAAGCAGCUCCGCAGAGGCAGCCAUACACCGUAUAAACCCUCAGUUAACACUGCGGGCACUUCUCUCUCAGCAUCAUGCACGGGCAACAGGGAGCCUCAUAGUAACAACGGUGAUGGAGAAAGCUGGUGCACGAGAAACGGUAGCUGUGUGAUUAACGGUGGUGCAGCAGCACAACACACAUUCCCCUCCACCAUAAGCACUUCUGACAGGAGCAAGAGCAGAACCGCCAUGGACCAGUACCUGAGCACCAGUAAUUAUAUGGAGUGCAUUUCGUUUAUGGGUGGCAGUAAGACGUCGUCUCUGAGCUCCUCUCUUAAAGGUACAGACCUGCCUGAGCUUUUCAGCACUCUGGGACUGGGCAAAUACACUGAUGUCUUCCAGCAGCAGGAGAUUGAUCUGCAGACGUUUGUCACGCUGACGGAUCCUGAUCUGAAGGAACUGGGAGUCACGACGUUUGGAGCACGUAGGAAAAUGCUGCUGGCGAUCUCAGAGCUGAAUAAGAGCCGACGGGAGCUUUUCGAGCCUUCGAACAUCCGCACGCUGUUCAUGGAGGGAGGAGUAAACAGCCGUCUGGCACGACACUUCCACGCCGAUGUGGCCAGCGUGAGCGGGCGCUGGUGAUUCAAAAAAAAAAACCACACAAGACAAUAAAAUCUAAUACCUCUGUGGUACUAGUUAAUGGUACCUCUACAUGGAUUACACUACACACCAACUUACUAAUGUGGAGAUUCUGAUCAUGUAGAGCAAAUCUUUUCUUUCUGUUCAAUCAGGCUGGAUAAUGUGGAAAGCCAUAAGGGUCAGUAAGGUCCAUAUUUUUUGCCACAAGUGCCAAAAAUGAAAACGUUGACUAUCUUCAGAGGCAGGUUGGGGAAUGUUGGCUGCUACUUUGUUGCCUUAGAGUGUAAAGUGUGUAAAAGUGUAAACCGAUGCAGCGUUAUUUACUGAAACGGUACGUUUAGUAUAAAGAAGCAGGCACACGUGGUUAAAUUAACUUUGGUACUCUUGCCUCCUCUGGCACAUUGAAGUAUCAGUAUUAAGCACUUUAAGAUAGCUUUACGUGUGUGUAUGUGCGCGCGCGUGUGUGUGUGUUGCAUCUAUUUUCAAAGCACUUACUAGUUGUCAGUGUUCGUAGUUCAAAGGUCACAGUUUAUGUUUGAGGCCUUGUUGUUUUGCUCAUAUUGAUGUUAUUCAUUGCUAUAAGGCUGCACUAUAAGGCUCCAGUGUAUAUUUAAUUUUAUUUUUGCUUUUUUUUAAUUUUGUAUUGUAAAUAUUAUUAUAUAUAUUACAUUUUCUUUGAGAAGCAUUAAUUUACAUUUUUUUUAUUGUCCUCUGGUUUUAGUUAUAAGUUCAUUUGUGGAUUUAUUAAUUUUUUUUUCCCCCAAUAUCCCUCCAGAUUUUCCAGGAAAAAAAAUCAUUCCAUGUUAUUAUCACUUUGGGACAUGUUCAUUUCUCUAGAUGCCUGCCAUCCCGUAAUAUACAUUAUUUUUGGCUUCAGAGUGAAGGUUAAGGAUUACAGGAAGUCUCGCUGUGUCCUAAACCACAUCUGCACCAUCAUUCUGUGUUUCUUUUCUUUUUUUUUUUUUUGUGAGUUGAGGUGGUCGUAAAGAUUUAUAGAAGGAGGUUCCUUUUGUAUUCUUUAUUAGCUACUUUAACCUCAUAGUGCUGAUGUAAUCGUAAUGAAGAAAAUGCCAGACACCAAAAAUGUCACUGCUAAAUUUUUUUUUUUAAAGAAUUAUCUAUAGACCUGGGGCACAUUUCCAUCCCAAACCAUGUUUUUAAUUAAUUCAGCACUCGGUUAGACUUUAUUUUAAAGAAACCUCGUAUAUUAAAUCAUUUCUAUAUGCAGUUGUGGAUUAAAAUCGUGUAUAGUGUAGGAUAAAUGAUGGUGAAAUGUAUUUGAAGUAAAUUAAAAUGAGGCUGUUUUUUGUAUUGUUUUGUUUUGAUUAUGUGUAUGGCUGGUCAUCCAUUAUUUUAUUUAGGGUUUUUUUUCCACUGUAUUAUCUAUCUUUAAUUUUUAAUUUUUUUUUAUUUUAUUUUUUUUUUUUUUUUACUUUGAAUAUUUCACUAUUUUUAUAAGUUGACCUAGGUUUGUUGUGUGUUUUUUAUUUUUUACAAAAUAAUUGAGGUUAAAGCCUUAUAGCCUUGGGAUUAUAAAGCGUAUGCGCGCUCUCUCUCUCUCUCGCUCUCUCUCUCUCUCUCUCUCUCUCUCUCUCCUUUGAGACGUAUUGCUUUAACAUCAUCCAUAAAUGCAUUCAUAAGCCACUUUGAAAACGUUUGCUAGCUUGUUCUCAUGACAGAUCUGAUUGUAUCAACAGGUUUUUUUUUUUAAUCUGGUUUUAGGUAAAACUUUCCAGAUGUCAACACGAGGGACCCGAAAUUUUGCUAAACAGCUCAUUUAUGAUAUCUACAUAAAUCUACAUACAGAUGUUUUAUUUAUUUGUUAUGGCGUUGAUAUUAAAUAUUCAGAUGACACGUGCGAGUUACAGAGAGCUGAACUCUGCCACACAGGACGCAUUGAUCAUUUACAGGAAGUUCUUUACUGCAUGAACAGCUGUGAUUGGAUUGGAAGACUUUGGUCUCCAGGGUGUUUUAUAAGAAGAAACUGUGAUUGGUGAUGUUUUAAGUAAUUCAUCAAUAUUCCUAAAGUGUUAAAGCAAUAAUUCUUCAAAGAUGUUUAAGUUGAUGGAGUGGACGUUUUUAAUUUUGGUUCUUUGGGUUUUUUUUUGUUGUUGUUUUUUUUUUUUUUGGUUUGGAGAUGGUCCAAAGAGUCAUAAAGGAGAACUUUCAGUACUUGCAAGAAUCAGACCAAAGUCAUGACUCUGAUUCACUUAAAGUUCCACAGGUUCUGUUUUUUAGCACAGUAAGAAGCAUGCAGCAUUGAUGCCUGUGCUGCAGACAGAUCAGCUCCUGAUCACAUCCUGUGGCAAAUAAUAAUAAUAAUAAAUAAUCAGAAUGUUCAGAAGAAGUUCCAUUGUGGUUUGGUUACCAGAAUUAAAAUAAACAUAUGCAAGCAAAGUUUUCUGAAUGAAUAUCUGAGUGUUUAUAAAUGUAUCACCUUGACAGCAUUGACAUUAAUCUAAUGAAAGAAUUUCAUAUCAAAGUGCAAUAAUUUGAUGCUUAAAUUCUUAGGA